GGGCACAACAGCACAGAAACCAAAGUUCAAAUCCCAUCGGGGGCCUUUCAUUUGGACCAGGCGCAAAGUGAGAAACACACCCUCCACCACCACGACAAAGACGCGCUCUCUCUCUCUCUCUCUCUCUCUCUCUCUGAUACACACCUUCUUCAAGUUCAGUGCAGUACCAGUGAACAGACGAAAGAAGUAGGGCCAAUUUUGUCUCAUCAUCCCCGAAACCCUCCCUCCAACGAUUUCACAGAAUCUGGAACACAAGAAAAUGGGGAGCUCGAAGGACGACUCGGCCACCGACGCCGACAACUCCGGCGGCAACCUCCCUGCCUCCAAUUCCAGCAUCUUCGCGGAAGGCGAGAAAGUCCUCGCUUAUCAUGGCCCUCGCAUCUACGAAGCCAAGGUUCAAAAAGCCGAGUUUCGAAAGAAGGAAUGGAGAUACUUUGUUCAUUAUCUUGGCUGGAAUAAAAAUUGGGAUGAAUGGGUAGGCAUGGACCGGCUGAUGGAACUUACUGAAGAUAAUGUCUUGAAGCAGCAAGCCCUUGACAAAAAGCAGGGUGUAGACAAGAAUUCAAAAUCAGGGCGUUCGGCACAAACUAAGCCAAAGGCCUCAUCUGAGGCAAAAGUGGAUAAAGAGGAUACGAAGAACAAUGCAGGUAAGUCUGGUGCGAAUAAGUUACACGACUGGUUUGACUGGUUGGAUUGCUGGUUCACUGGUCCAAGUAGCCAGCCUAGGGUCAGGUUUUGAUAAGCAUUAUUUGCAGCUGUUCCUUUUCUUUAGACAUUAAUUACUUUGUUUUCAGGCUAUAUUCUCAAGAAGGGGUCGAUACAAACUCCCACUAUUGAUGCCGAUGCCUAUUCUCUCUUGGUGAAACUUAGAAAAAAAAAUUUCAUUUGUUUUAGAUAAAAUGUAAUUGUUGAAUAGUUUGCAUUUUUGUCUUUUUCUGGAAAUAGAGUAAGCUAACUGCUAACAUUUAAUUGGCUCAGUUGAUUAUCUCUGCUGUGAUUUAUACCCUUCCGAUGUUUAUAAUGGCAAUAGUAUUGUAGUUGUACCUAAUAGUCAUGUGUAAUUAUUUACCCAGUUAAAUGAAAGUAGUUUGCAUACAAUAUGUUGUUGAUAAUGUGGAAGCAUAUAAUUUCAAUAGUGUGUUAAACUUGGAUUAAUACCAUUACAGUUGUUCUAUUUUUGUACUUUUUAAAAAUUGCACUUUACAUAAAUAUUAAAUCGUACAAGACCUGGAGAUAUAUUUUUGGGAAUUCUUCAUGUAAGUUAUCCAUGAUAAUAAAUGAUACUUGUUUUCUUCUAAUACCAUUAGUGUGUUUUGGUUGAAGUUAAAUGAUUGAGGUAUUUGUCUGUUCGGUCUUCUACAUCAGUCUCCUUAUGGUGCUAUUUGUGCAUGCAUAUUUAUAAGUCACAGAGAAUAGUUCUGAAAUGAGGGAAUGUGUGCUUCACUGUUUCUGCAUAUUUACUUAGUCUAGGCAAAUUUUAUUUACUGAUUUAAUAAACUCAACCUCAAAAAAAGAUGAUAUAGAGACAAAAUGUUGAGCCUAGCAGAUUUCAGUUGGGCAAUAUUUUUCUUGUUAAGAAACUAUUUGUAUUUGAGUGAAAUUGUAUUCUCCUUAAAAUAUUUGUUAUUAUCAGGAGGCCUCUACUCUGAUUAGAAGACUGCUUUUAGUGAAUAUGAUAUGGAAGAAGGAUUGAAGCACAUUAAAACAUCUCUGUAGAUGUGAAAGUUGAAUUUGCAGAUUGUACAUAUGUAAACAGUAGAAUGUACAGGAGGAAAGUGAGGCAUAAUUUCUUGUUGGAAAAUGCUAAAAACAAUCCGUAGGGCUGUUGUUAGUGUUGGAAAAUUUGUAAAAAAUGUAUAAAAAUAUGUAAAAUUAUUUUGGGAUAUGUGAAAAGUGUAUUGGGAUUAUAAAUAUUUUGACAUUUUGUGUUUCUUAAAGACAGCCCUUAGGGCUGUCAUUAUUAGGACCCUUUCCUGUUAUAAGCCUAAAAGAAGUGUUUAUACUUGAGCCAGUCUUAAAUCCUUGUGUUCAUGUGGUCAUAUCCCCAAAUCUGAGGGUCCAUGGCUCCACACUUUUCAGUUCUGAGAAUCCCUUGUAUCUGAAGCAUCUAACCUUUGAGAAUCACCCCAAAGUGCAGUAUAUUGCCUUGAAAAGUAAUUAUUGUACUCUUCAUAUAUUAUUCUAUUAUCUGCUACUAGUUAUUAGAAGUUGGAAGUGAGGGAGUAAAUGCCCAAGCUAUACAG
Messenger RNA from Camellia sinensis, 2243 nucleotides. Lineage: Eukaryota; Viridiplantae; Streptophyta; Magnoliopsida; Ericales; Theaceae. The record is from RefSeq and is a predicted model, not a curated record.